AUGGCGGAUUUGGCAAACGAAGAGAAACCUGCUAUAGCGCCCCCAGUAUUUGUGUUCCAGAAGGACAAAGCUCAGAAGAGGUCGGCAGAUGGAUCCAGUGCUGAGGAUGGAGAAGACUCGGACAAGGAGGACGGCGGUUACUGUCCGGCAGCGAAGAGGGAGAGAACGUCCGCGUUCCCCCCGUCUCACUCUGUCUCCAAGAACGUUUUCAUGGUGUCCGGUUUCAGCCAGUCUCCGACAGGAAACUCGGACUCAGAGCCAGAGGAAAAGACAGUCGGGUUUCGACUGAAGCCUCCAACCCUGAUCCACGGCCAGGCACCGAGUGCAGGCGUGCCCAGUCAGAAACCAAAGGAACAGCAGCGCAGUGUUCUCCGCCCAGCUGUCCUUCAAGCCCCGCCCACCAAGACCUUCAGCCUGUGCAGUGGGAAUAAUGGUACAAAUGGAGUGAAGGUGUCAGAGGGGCUGUCAGACAACACUGAGAGCAUCUCACAGGAGAACACCAAGUCCCCGGUUAGCAGACAACGGAAGGACCAGGAUGGGAAAACAGAGGAGAAAACGGAGGGACAGUCUCUCAGCCUGAACUCCUCUUUCGUAUUCGGGCAGAACAUCAAAGACAGAGUCAAGGUGGAUGACAGAUGUGAAUCAGAAAACAAGGGAAGAAUUUCUCCAUCUGUGGAAUCCAACUCUGGAGAAACAAAUUACUUUUUACAGUAUAUAAACAAUAACAGCUCACAGAAAUCAGUCAACGCUGCCGACGCGGGCUCCAAGUUCGUGUUUGGUCAGAACAUGUCUGAUCGUGUUCUGAGUCCACCCAAAUGCAGCGAGUCCUCCCCAGAAAACAGUCGGGAACCAGUGGGCGGGACUGCAGCGUGCAGCGAUGGCUCGUCAGCCCAGAACGCCACCUCUGAGAAAGAUGUCGGUGUGACAGAGUCUUUAGAAGAAUCAGCAGCAGCUUACACUAAAGCCACAGCCAAGAGAUGUUUACUGGACAAAGUGGAGGUGAGAACCGGAGAAGAAUCGGAGAGAAACGUACUGCAGAUGCAGUGUAAGCUGUUUGUCUUUGAGAAGAGCUCUCAGUCCUGGGUGGAGAGAGGCCGUGGACUCCUCAGACUCAACGACAUGGCCUCCACAGAGGACGGCACACUCCAGUCCAGACUGGUGAUGAGGACUCAGGGCAGUCUGCGUCUCAUCCUGAACACUAAGCUGUGGACUCAGAUGCAGGUGGACAAAGCCAGUGAGAAGAGCAUCCGCAUCACGGCCAUGGACACAGAGGACCAGGGCCUUAAAGUUUUCCUUAUAUCGGCGAGCUCUAAGGACACUGGUCAGCUGUUUGCGGCACUGCAUCACCGUAUCCUGGCCCUCCGUAGCCGAGCCGAGUCAGAACCAGAGCCCAACGCUGCUCCACCGGGGAGAGAGGUCAGCCAGUCCAACGAGGGUGACAGCGAGGAUGAGGAGGCGAGCAGGAGUCCGUCUGCAGCCGCUGCUCCUGCUACUCCUGCUCCUGGUAACUCAGAAGGAGGAGAGAGCCAGCCAGCAGGAAGCACGUAGCGCCCUCUGGUGGUGUGGUGUGAGACUGUAGCGCGUGUGACCUUGUCUGAUCUGCAGCAGUCCGGAACCUCCACCUGUUCCUCCCACAAUCCUAUGCAGGUGUCUUUCUGUCCCUCCUCUACAGUCACCUGGCUGUGGACGGCGAUUCCCAUUUUCUCCUCUUUUUUUUUUCUAAACAAACAAACAAAAACAAACAGACUGAUUUUUUUUUCUUUGUGGUUGCGAGACUCAUCAUAUUGAUGAAUGUAGCGGGUGGUGUGAGGAGGUUGAUGGUUCUCCUCUUCACGAGGUUGUGAUCAUUUCACAGGAAUCCAGUUCAGAGUGAGGGACCUGUAGCCGGAAGACAGGUCUACACAAGGCUUUGCUUGGUUUGUGGGGUUGAAAAACAGAGAUUCUCGCCAGACAAACACAGAAACCUCUUUCCAGUCCCAGUGAAAGCGUUUUGCUAAUGCGCAGGUGUAGACCACACGCUUCCCUUCCCUCAGCCGCUCCCUGCAAAGGCCACGUCCUUCACCUUCACACCCUCACACCUUCACCUUCACACCCUUACACCCUCACACCGGCCACUAGAAAGUCUGAAAGACAAGUACCAGUAAAUUUCAUACUUUUAUAAAAAAAAACAAAAAGUGUAAUUUUUACACAGUUUAUCACGCACAUUCACUGGCGUGGUGUUUGCACCAUGCACACGCCUGUGUCAGCUGCUGGUGUCUGACUGGAAAAGAUGUCCACGUGGUUAAGGUGGUAUAUGAGGACUGGUCAUGUUAUAGAGGUAAAGGGACAGGCUUGGUCAUGUUUUGUUCAAAACAAUAAACAAAACUAAACUUAAACUAAAGCCUAAAUAAUGAAAAAUGACAGUGU
This is a messenger RNA of Chanos chanos (milkfish), 2406 nucleotides long. RefSeq names its product RAN binding protein 3a (gene ranbp3a). NCBI's taxonomy places the organism in Eukaryota, Metazoa, Chordata, Actinopteri, Gonorynchiformes, Chanidae. The transcript has 17 exons. The coding region runs from base 1 to 1548 and encodes 515 amino acids. Gene Ontology annotation, biological process: protein export from nucleus. The record is from RefSeq and is a predicted model, not a curated record.